This is a messenger RNA of Desarmillaria tabescens, 3000 nucleotides long. Its product is annotated as NRDE-2, necessary for RNA interference-domain-containing protein. Gene Ontology annotation, cellular component: catalytic step 2 spliceosome. The coding region runs from base 1 to 3000 and encodes 999 amino acids. The record is from RefSeq and is a predicted model, not a curated record. Gene Ontology annotation, biological process: regulatory ncRNA-mediated heterochromatin formation; negative regulation of RNA catabolic process; RNA processing. The transcript has 9 exons. NCBI's taxonomy places the organism in Eukaryota, Fungi, Basidiomycota, Agaricomycetes, Agaricales, Physalacriaceae.
AUGUCUGCGCCCUCAUUUUCAUCAUUCCCUCCUUCUUUCGGGUCAUUUCCAGAAGACCCAAGCAACGAACCGGGUCCUAGUCGGCCGCGCGACGACAGCAAACACCGCAAACACAGUCAUAGGGAGAAAGACUCCAAGAAAGAAACAACGCGGGAGAAGGUAAAGAAAUACAGGCGCGAGCACCGUGAUAGAAAGUCCACAGAGGCGGAUGAGGUCUCGGAGACGCGCUUUUUCUACUCGGACAGGCGUGGAGACCCGUUGAAUUUGCAGUACGGAAGUCUGCACAAGGGCGAUGUUCCCAGAUACAAGUGCAUCAACCGUGGCAGAAAUGUACUGGGUCUACCUCCAAAUUUGACUGUGUUGUACAGGGGGCCUCAAGGUAUUGAGAUUGGAAUGCACAGACGGAAUGGUCCGAGCCUAACGGAUUCAAAGGCUCGUAACCUUGUGACUUCUGCGCCUACUCGACGAAUACUGGGGCAUAGUGACCGUUUCCAAUUAGACGAGACCGGCUUUCUGCGCAUCUCUUCCAUUCGAGAACGUAGCCAACAAUCAUACCGCUCGAUCACUGGUGGUUCCCAUUCCGAGUCGUCUUCAGGCUCUGAGGGAUCAGCUGCUGAAGACUCGGACAUUUCAGAGGAGGAUGCCGAUACGGUGGGCCCGACAACUGUGAUCAAGACACUUGAACAGCAACUCAGCGAUGAUCCUUCAUCUGUCGCUACUUGGUUACAACUUCUGUGGCGGACAUUGUCAAAUGUUCCUAUUGCGUCUAAAAACUCUGCAAGAGUGCGCGCAGAAAUUACCAUAUCGAUACUUUCUCGUGCAUUGUCGUCGGAUGUUCGUAACACCGCGUCAAAACCUCUUCGGCUCAAGUAUCUUAGAGCGGGUGAAGAGAUUUGGACUAAAGCCAAGGUGCAAGAGGAAUGGGAGGACGCGUUCAAGCUUGGUGGAAUCGAAAUAUGGAUGGAAUGGCUAGAGUGGAAAAUCAGAAAUGAAACUAAUGGCAUCGACCACAUCGUUGACGUAGCUAAACGUGUCCUUGAUGCUCUGGGGGACGAUGAGGUGAGCAAAGUUCGGGUGUUUUGGCGCUCAGCGACGGCCCUCCGUGCGGCAGGCUUUGUCGAACGCGCCACAGCCCUGUUUCAAGCCCAAGCUGAAUUGACGUUCGAACUUCCCCAAGCUCUAUAUGGAUUACCAAUGAGUAGUAUUUUGGAUGCUCUGGAAGAGUUCUGGGAAUCAGAAGUUUCCCGGUUCGGUGAGCCUGGUUCUAAAGGAUGGGCUCAUUGGGUAUCUUCAGGUAAAAAAGGAGAGGCACCGGCGCUAGCGUCAACACCACCCCCCUCAGAUGACUCUGACCCAUAUCGUCGGUGGGCUCGAAUUGAAUUCAAGUCAGACCGGGCGACGUAUAUUCCUAGUCGGGCCACCGAAGAAGACGACUGGGAUCCAUAUUCCACCAUCAUGUUCUCGGAUAUCCGACCACUCCUUUUGCAAUUACAAACCACUCACGGAAAGGACGUAUUUCGGUUGACUUGGCUGUCUUUUCUCGGCCUUCAUGUUCCCGGUUUCUCGGACUCGCCUCAUGAAGCCAAUUGGGAUGAUCGGUGGAAUUGCAUGCACCUGACGAAUCCUGGAUAUCUGAAUGCCGUUUUUCCCGACGAAACGCGCAAUACUGUGUCCGCGGAUUCGUAUUCCGGUGUUUUAGUUGGCCGCGAGAUACAAUAUGCUCGUGGUUCGAUACCUGUCAAAUGCUGGGGUUACGGCGUAUUAGGUCCACUAGACGAUGCUCUCUCCGGUGAUGGACUUUGCUCAAAAAUAGACCUGGAUGGGCUCGACCAGGAGUUCACCAGGAGGGUUCUUAAUCAGCUUAGGCUAGGGCCUGAGGAUCAUGAGUGGGAUCUCAUAACUUUGGCCUUUGAAGCUGCCUCGAGCGUGAAGAGUGCACUUAAGAUUUCCCGAAUAUUUCUAUCUACGGCUCGCGAUUCUCUGCCGCACUGGGCAGGGCAUGCUUGUUUAGAACGCAAGAGAGGCCGGUUCGACGAGGCUUCGAAAAACCAACCCUGGUCGGGUAGGCUGUGGUGGGACUGGACAGAGAUGGAAUGGCUUGACCAGAAAUCUGACGCGGCCAUGUCUGUCAUAUUCAAAGCUGCGAGUGUUGCAGGACAAGGGGGAGUCGCUAUCCUUCGAGCCAAAAGAAACCUGGACGAUAUCUCCAAUCACAAGCAUUCGGCCUGGAAAGACAAAGAAGCUUGGGUAAAGUUACGAGCUCUACUUGAGCUGCUAACAUCGGACGACCUCACCCAAAGUCUGCUUGUGUUUGACCAGUCCAUGCACGAAGCUGUUGGUGUCGCGCACGAAAGCAUGACCGUUGCUUCUCUUUUAUUCAUUUUCCGGCAUGGAUGCGUCUUGAAACGCCCGAUGACCCCUUCUAUACUGAGAGAUCGAGCCGGUCCAGCGCUGCGAAAGUAUCCUAGCAAUUCCAUAAUAUUUAGGCUUGGACAAGGCAUUUGGGGACGCGUCAGAGAUAUGUUGGGCGAAAACCCUGGAGAGGAGAAGGAUGUAUGCCGACGAAUCGAAGAAGUGUGGGUGGCGAAGUGGCAGAGUGGAAGAUGGGAAGGUGAAAUUGAGCGUACUCGGAGUGGGUUGGCGGCAGCAGUGGAAAGUGAAGCAAGCCUGAUAUUGUGGCGCAUCUAUAUUGAGUUUGAGAUUCGAGCCGGACAGUUGCAAAAAGCAAAGAAAUUGCUCUUUCGUGCUAUUGGAGAAUGCCCGUUGGCCAAAGACCUAUACCUUUUGGCUUUUGACCAUUUGCGAAGUGUUUUCAGUGCUCACGAACUUCAUACCUUUGUCAACACGAUGGGGGAGAGAGGCAUCAGGAUGAGGCAGGAACUCGAUGUGCAGAUACAAUCAGUUGAAGCAGGUGGAAGUAGUGAUGACGCGGAAGAUAGCGGAAAAGAGUCCGAGAUCGAGAGAAAUGCACGAGAGUUGCGAAGAUUGAAGCCAUACUGA